AUGAGACCAUGGCUCGAUGUCGUGAGAGACUGCGAUAAUUUCCCCUACGCCGAAGAUGUGGAAUCGGCAUACAAACAACAAUAUACUAAUUCUGUGUGGAAAUUCUUCCUCCCCGAAGACCCCAGGCCGCACGGCUUGAUGGUCGAAUCAGUGGUGAAAAAUAUGCCAUGGACAUCUGAAUUCCGGGUGAUCUCGACCCCAGAGAAGAAGGAGGUUCACCUCCGACCUGAGGGCAACAACUGGGAAAAAUGCAGUGCAAUCAUCGAGAAACAGGUAGCAAUUGCACGUGAAAAAGGCGUCUUUCCUAAGCUGGGGAAACCUAGGAAUGAAGUAUUUCCCGUUGUUGGGGCCCGGUUUCCCGUCGGGAUUGACCGUUCUGCGUUUUCGAUGUUUGGGAUUAUCGGCCGCGGGGUACACAUGACGGUGUAUACUCGGAUAGGAUCGGAGAUGAAGUUCUGGGUGCCGCAGCGGAGUCCAAACAAAUCGGCAUAUCCGGGAUUGUUGGAUAAUACCGUCGCUGGGGGUAUGGCGGCGGGAGAAAAGCCGUUCGAGUGUCUCGCACGCGAGGCAUCAGAGGAGGCUGGGAUGGAUCUCCGUGGGAUGCCUGUGUGGGCUGCAGGAACAGUCACUUGGAUUAAUGUCAGUGAUGAAAGGUCGGGAGGUCAGCCGGGACUUAUUAACCCUGGGGUGCUCUUUGUCUAUGAUCUCGAGGUGGGACCCGAGGUGAAACUCAGUCCGGUGGAUGGGGAUAUCUACGCGUUCCAUGUCAUGGAUGUAGGGCAGGUGAAGGAGGCGUUGUUGAGCGGCAAAUUCAAGCCAUCCUGUGGCUGUGUAAUGCUGGAUUUCUUCAUUCGCCACGGUCUGAUCAGCCCUGAUGAGGAGGACGAUUAUGCAGAGAUCGUGACCCGGCUUCAUAGGAAGUUGCCCUUAGCUGUUAAUUAA
Aspergillus tanneri is the source of this 942-nucleotide messenger RNA. It is a transcript of the gene TNR3, whose product is annotated as putative thiamine pyrophosphokinase. Bases 1 to 942 code for a protein of 313 amino acids. NCBI's taxonomy places the organism in Eukaryota, Fungi, Ascomycota, Eurotiomycetes, Eurotiales, Aspergillaceae. The transcript is spliced from 2 exons. Gene Ontology annotation, molecular function: 8-oxo-dGDP phosphatase activity. The record is from RefSeq and is a predicted model, not a curated record.